This is a messenger RNA of Aspergillus alliaceus, 2968 nucleotides long. RefSeq names its product H(+)-transporting V0 sector ATPase subunit a. The transcript has 4 exons. The record is from RefSeq and is a predicted model, not a curated record. Gene Ontology annotation, molecular function: proton-transporting ATPase activity, rotational mechanism; ATPase binding. Lineage: Eukaryota; Fungi; Ascomycota; Eurotiomycetes; Eurotiales; Aspergillaceae. Gene Ontology annotation, biological process: vacuolar acidification; proton transmembrane transport. Gene Ontology annotation, cellular component: fungal-type vacuole membrane; vacuolar proton-transporting V-type ATPase complex; vacuolar proton-transporting V-type ATPase, V0 domain. The coding region runs from base 144 to 2714 and encodes 856 amino acids.
GGCGCUUUUAUCCAACUGCUUCCACGCACGUCCCUGGCGUUCUUAUCAUUAUCUUAGCAUCCCAGCGCUUACUUAAACACGGCGCUUUUGCGCUCUCCUUGUCCCUGUGGUGAAAAGAACCUGCUCCAAGCAGCCUCCUCACUAUGGCUCCGAAGGACACCUUCUUCCGCUCGUCUGAUAUGAGCUUGACCCAGCUCUAUAUCGCCAAUGAAAUCGGACGAGAAGUUGUCAGUGCUCUGGGGGAACUUGGUCAGGUCCAGUUCAGAGAUCUGAACCCCGACACCAAUGCUUUUCAACGCACCUUUACGAAAGAGAUCCGUCGCUUGGAUAAUGUGGAACGGCAGCUGCGUUAUUUCCACUCUCAGAUGGACAAGGCAGGCAUCCCGAUGCGAUCUUCGUCCGAAUUCUCCGAUACAUUAGCUGCCCCCUUAGCAUCAGAGAUCGACGAGCUUGCCGAACGCAGCGAGAGCUUGGAGCAGAGGAUUGCUUCACUCAACGAUAGUUACGAGACACUCAAGAAACGUGAGGUGGAGCUCACCGAAUGGCGUUGGGUUUUGAGGGAAGCCGGUGGCUUUUUCGACCGCGCACACACGCAUACGGAAGAAAUACGCCAAUCGUUUGACAACGACGAGGCUCCUCUCCUCCGGGACGUGGAACAGCAGUCCCACCGGGGUCAGAACGGCGCGGCCCAGGGUCAACAAUCCUUCCUGGAGAUGAACAUCGGAUUUGUGGCAGGUGUCAUUCCACGGGACCGUAUUGGGGCCUUCGAGCGUAUUCUUUGGCGAACUCUGCGUGGUAACUUGUACAUGAACCAGUCCGAGAUCCCUGAGGCCAUCAUUGAUCCGACAACCAACGAGGAGUCUCACAAGAAUGUGUUUGUUAUUUUCGCCCACGGAAAGAAUAUCAUCGCGAAGAUCAGGAAGAUUUCCGAAUCUCUCGGUGCCUCACUGUACGGUGUUGAUGAAAACAGUGAGCUGAGACGCGAUCAGAUCCACGAGGUGAACACACGAUUGAGUGACGUUGGUAACGUUUUGCGUAACACUAAGAAUACCCUCGAUGCGGAACUCACUCAGAUUGCCCGCUCACUUGCGGCAUGGAUGAUCAUUGUCCGGAAGGAGAAGGCCGUUUACGAUACACUCAACAAAUUCUCUUACGAUCAAGCGAGAAAAACACUCAUUGCGGAGGCUUGGUGUCCAACAAACUCGCUGCCAUUGAUCAAGUCGACAUUACAGGAUGUAAACGACCGUGCCGGCCUAAGUGUGCCAACCAUUGUUAAUCAGAUCCGAACAAACAAAACGCCCCCUACCUAUGUACGAACAAACAAAUUCACUGAGGCCUUCCAGACUAUCGUCAAUGCAUAUGGUAUCCCCAAGUAUUCGGAGGUCAACCCUGGAUUGUAUACGAUUGUUACUUUUCCUUUCCUGUUUGCCGUCAUGUUUGGUGAUUUCGGCCAUGGUGCUCUCAUGUUUCUGUGUGCUUGUGCCAUGAUUUUCUGGGAGAGAAAGUUGCUGAAGACCAAGUUGGACGAACUUACCUAUAUGGCUUUCUAUGGCCGUUAUAUCAUGCUGAUGAUGGGUCUUUUCUCGAUGUAUACUGGUCUCAUUUAUAAUGAUAUCUUCUCCAAGUCCUUCACGAUCUUCUCGAGUCAAUGGAAGUGGCCUGAGGUCAUCCAUCCAGGACAGGCAGUCGAGGCUUCGCUAAAGGACAAUUAUCGCUUCCCCUUUGGACUUGACUGGAACUGGCAUGAGGCUGAAAACUCCUUGCUAUUCACGAACAGUUUGAAGAUGAAAAUGAGUAUCUUGCUGGGCUGGUCUCACAUGACUUAUGCUCUUUGCUUGCAGUAUGUCAACGCUCGCCAUUUCAAGUCCAAGGUCGAUGUCAUUGGCAACUUCAUCCCAGGAAUGAUUUUCUUCCAAUCUAUUUUUGGCUAUCUUGUCCUUACUGUCGUCUACAAGUGGUCGGUAGACUGGGCAGCCAGAGGCCAGUCACCUCCAGGUCUGCUUAACAUGCUCAUUUUCAUGUUCCUUUCUCCUGGCACUCUCGAAGAGCAACUCUAUCCAGGCCAAGCCACUGUCCAGAUUAUUCUAUUGCUUCUUGCCGUCGUACAAGUACCUAUUAUGCUCCUCUUCAAGCCGCUCUAUCUCCGAUGGGAGCAUAACCGUGCUCGUGCUCAUGGAUACAGAGGUCUUGGAGAGCAAUCAAGGGUUAGCGCGCUCGAGGAUGAUGGGGAUCUGAAUGGCGGACUUAAUGGUGGCCGUGACAGCAUGGCCAGCGAGGGUGAAGGUGUUGCCAUGAUUGCCGAGGAUCUUGGAGAGGAGCACGAAGAAUUUGACUUCGCUGAGAUCAUGAUCCAUCAGGUUAUUCACACCAUUGAAUUCUGCCUGAAUUGUAUCUCUCACACCGCUUCUUACCUGCGUCUGUGGGCUCUUUCCCUGGCCCAUCAGCAGCUUUCUAUCGUUUUGUGGACUAUGACUCUUGGCGGUGCCUUCGAGCAGGAGUCUCCUACCCUUCGUGUCAUUAUGAUUGUCAUCACUUUCUACUUGUGGUUCACUCUGACAGUCGUUAUUCUCUGCGUCAUGGAGGGAACUAGUGCUAUGCUCCAUUCGCUUCGUCUACACUGGGUCGAGGCUAUGAGCAAGCAUUUCAUGGGCGAGGGUAUACCAUUCGCUCCCUUUAGCUUCAAGACGCUCCUUGAAGAGGAUCCCGUUGAUUGAGUUUUAAAUUAGCGAGUUUCUAUUUUUCCUUCCCUUCUUUCUGGAUUAUAUGUACUGUAGUUUCCUGUGGGAAUCCAUUAGAUAUCUAGAUAUCAUGGUAUUGGCUUGUCUAUAUCUGAUGCAGUCUUCAUUUCUGUGCUAUUUGUACAUCUCAGGGCAACUCUAUCGCCUUUUCCAUUUAGAAGUAUAUUCUAUGUAUGAAGCGUUGUCCUACGUACUAUCUGCAGCUUAAGUCUCCAGGAGUUUAAGUCCCU